Messenger RNA from Xylaria bambusicola, 19363 nucleotides. RefSeq lists its product as uncharacterized. The transcript is spliced from 3 exons. NCBI's taxonomy places the organism in Eukaryota, Fungi, Ascomycota, Sordariomycetes, Xylariales, Xylariaceae. The record is from RefSeq and is a predicted model, not a curated record. Bases 1 to 18741 code for a protein of 6246 amino acids.
AUGAUGUCCCGGGAGCAUCAUCGCCGGCGGAGUCCUGAGAGCUCUCGCCGCCGGCGCAAAGAACGCCGCGACUCAAGAGAGCAACUCCAAAGCCACCCCAUUCCGGCUCCCAUCCCGCUCUAUGGAGACAUGUCCUCGCAAUCACACCAACAGCCAUUCCAGCCGCCGUAUCAACAAUCAUUCCAAGACUCUUACUCGGCACCGUAUCAGUCGCCAUACCAACAUGAACCCCCUCUAGCGCGCGAUCCUGACCGCGACCCUGACCGCGACCGCAACCGCGAUCGCACUCUCUCAACCUCCUACUCUUCUACCUCCUCUACCUCCUCCACCUCCUCGUCGCUCGUGAACAUCUCACAGCCCUCCAAGAAGUUCGGAAUUGGCUCGUUCUUCUCUACCAGUGCACGAAAACACCGCCGGCGUGUUAAAAAGAAACGCAGCAAAAUCCUGCGCUUUGGCAAUUCGUCGUCCUCAUCCGUCGGCUCGGACCUUGCCUAUGGCAGGGGCUAUAUCGAUCGGCGCGGGAGCCGCGAUUUCAGCCCCCCAACCGAGCAGCGGCCUUCAGGAAGAGAUAAUGACCCAGCGUGGCCCCGGCCUCCGAAGCGCGCACAGACCGACGAAGAGAUUAUUGAGCUGGGCCGAAAGUUUGCUGAGCUUGCGAGACAGCAGAAUGCUGAAGACCUUCGAGCUGCAGGACGAACGCGCCCGUCGACAUUUGCUAGUGCCGCUACCGCGCUUAAUCAGUUUCGCCGAACCAAUAGCGGGAAAUCUAACAAGGGAAUAGGGAACUCUAAACCGCACCAAGACUCCUCCUCAGAUGACUCGGAUUGGGAGUCCGCUUCAUCAGACGAUGAGUCAAGCGAGGGUGAUAGCGACAACGGUCUAGCGUACGGCUCAACCCACCACUUGUCUAGUGUUUCGGGGAGGCCAUCCCACUUAGGCUCAUCUCAUCGACCUACGCAAACGUAUUCCCAAGGCAUUCCAUUAAAUCGUAAACCUUCGCUCGUUGAUCCCAAGCUAUUUGGACCAGUUAAUUCCCUCCGGGGGUUUGUCCAGACACCUUGUGGCUUCGACCGCGUGGAUCGCAAUACAGUUGAGGAUACACGUCCGCACUAUGAAUCAUCGAUCGCACCGGGUGAAAGUGUUGGGUCGGCUGAAAGCCGUCCCAUGCAAUAUGUCUAUCCUAUUCCGACUUCUGACCCAUCUCAUUUUGACGCAGGACGCGGAUCUGUUGUUUCUGCGCAACAAAUGCCCUCUCGCUCUAGGCCUGCCCCCGUGCCAAUUCAGCAACCAAAACCGAUAGCUCCAGUUUACAGUAAAGUCUUCGACUCUGUUGAAACAGACCCAAAGUACUCAAGUAGGUCGUCAGCCAGGGCUGCGGCAUCAACCGGCGGAAUUGGGGUUCCCGCCGCUACGAUUAAGGCCCCUUUGAGCUCGGAUGCAGCCAUAGGCGCGUUGCUGAGGGCCGCUCGAAAGGCCGAUGAGGAUGAAAUCCAAAAACCUCGUUCGGAUGAUUUACAAUUGAGGCUUAAACGCGGCGGUGAUAAAGGGCUUCAAGAAGAAUAUAAGAAACACGAUGAUCGUGAAGUUCUGCCUGGUAUAGCUCCUGAAAAAUUGUAUGGACAAGACCUUGAAGCUACCCAUAACGGCAAGAAAGACAGGCGCUACCGAGAGCAAAAGCAGUUUGACCCUGAACAGGAUUUCAAAAGGGAGGACCGCCGUCUUGAUAACGGUGAUCCGACAAGUGACCAGGUGGCAAGUCAAAGAGGGACGCGCAAGGAAAAGUCCCGCGAGUAUCAGAGUGGUGUAUAUGCACCGAAAACUGAUGUCUCAGUACCUUCACAAGAUCCUGGCAUUCAGCGACCGAAGGAUGCGAUCGACCCAUUUCAAUAUCAGGUUGCAGAUGACGCUUUCCCAACACCACGUCAUGGCACGCCGACAAGACCGUUGACACCCGUGAUUAUGACCGUGGAACGUGAGCCCGACUUCUCUAAGUUUGAUAAUUAUGACCCGUAUGAGCGAUUAAGUCGCAAAGACUCUUUCGAACGCGAGCUUCAAGAUGCACAGAAUGCAUACAAAGCUGCGGAGCAGGCAACUGUUCCCACAAGUAAAGCCGCUUUUGCCGCUGCUGCCGCAGCCGAGAUAGCUACACGUCGGUUCAAGCGUUCCACUAAGAGGGACGUCGGUUCUCCGGGUCAUUCGCAGGAUUCAACCUCUUCGACUCGACCUAAGGACCCCGUGCUUGAUGAUGCUGACCGAGCUUACCGUGAAGCGAGAAUUGCGCGUAGGAUCCGAGAACAAGAAGAGAGGUCUCGAAGCAAUUCUCCCGACUCAGUGGUCGAUAAAUGGAAAGAGGACAGAUGUACCGCAACCCCGAGCCAAGUCGAGACACCUCCGGCAAUGGAUCACCCGAAGCAAAAGAGUCCUUUUGAUGGACCUAAUGCUGAUGUUCGAAUCGACAAUGUGUUGGAACAUCCUAGAGAUCUUGCUCGUUUCCGGGUCUCCGAGUCUCGGCGUCGGUCAUUAACGUUCCCCAUGUUCAGCGCAAGAGAUCCUUCUGCUGAACGUGAGCGCCCGAUGCUGAAUCUCGUACGACCAACUCCAGCGCCUUCACCGAUGCCCGAGAAGCAGCAACUACGGACUAUUGAAUUGCCGUCGUCCAUAACGGAAGCCGAAACUACUUCUUUGCCUUCUGCCAAAAGCGACGAGGUAGUUUCAGCUUCUUCGGUAGCACCCUCUAAAGCUGUGACAUGGGGCGAGAACGAGACAAAACAUUAUAUAGUUGAGAAUUCUGAGCAGGAAGACGAUUUGUACUCCGGCACAAAGAUUGCCACCCCUGCAGUCACCCCUAGAUCUCCAGCUGACAAGAAGGGCUGGGCUACUGUAGCUGCGGCUGCUUUUGGUGUUGGUACCGGGAUUGUUGCCUCGUCAGUUUCCAACUCUGCGGUAGACAUAGGUGCUAGUUCUGAUCGUACCGAAUCCGAACAUUCUCGCCAAUUAUCUAAGAGGAAUCCUUCAUCCAAGUUUGACGAUCUGUAUGAUGAACCGCCAAUCCCUGGGCCAAAACCAUCAAGCCCAAGAAUAGGUCAGGUGCCAGGGCGUUUUGCUGAGGACCCAGUGUUCAUGGCGAAUAUUGCGGCUGGACUUGAAGGCAGUGGGUUCGAUCCUAAUAUCAUCAUUGAUGAUGCGAGAUUUCACCGCCGCGAUUCCCCUCCAGGAUCGAAUGAACCACUUGCUCGACAUGUUGAGCUGGGUGAAGCUACUGAUCGAUUCAGCAAACCCACGGUGCCCCAACCUACGGAGUCCACGAAGUCUGAAGAUCAUGAAAGGGUCGUAGAUGAUUCUGCUGUAGCUCCACAGGAGCGGAGCGUAUCUGGCAAAGACAAGAAGAAGAAAAAGAAGGCUAAGAGAGCGUCUGUUGCUGAUGAGCCGGAACCAUCAACAACUAACACCCGGGAGCUAUCACAAGAAAGUUCAUAUAUGAUGAUAGAGCCUGAAGCAGACUCUAUGUUAGCUCUUGAAGCCCAGGAGAAAGGGGCCAAAGUGGACGCUGAUGACAUAGUACCCGAGCCUGUCAUAAGGGACAACGUUUUGGCAGACUGGGAUUCACAAAGAGAAGGGACCAGGAAGCCGAGUCGUGACUCCUCACCUUCUCGCCACGCCCCGCUCGACAGGGAUACUGUAGAGCGCUCCAAGAGUUUUGUUGAUUCUAGUAGUAGUCUACGGAAUGACAGCGCUGCAGCCGUUGAAGAAGAAUGGGUGGAUCUGCCCAAAAAGGAGAGAAAAAAGAAGAAGUCUAAGCGCGAUUCAACUACACGUGAACAAUCUUCUGUUUCUCGAUCCCUACCUCGUCCAGGAGAUUAUGUCGAGGGUCCCGAGCAGACAUUGUCGGAAGUUUCGUUUACUGACACGGCCUUGGGAUCAGCUCAUCCUAAAGCAGAUCUGGUGGAAGAGGGAGCCAAACGUAGGAGUGCACCUGGCGGGUUCCCUGAAUAUGAAGAUUUGUAUGUUCAAAGCCCACCCGAUAGAGAAAGAGAGUUGUCCGCAUUUACGGACAAACAAGUAAGCAAUAGCUCAGGCUUCUUUGGUCGCCUCAAGUCAUCCAUGGGAUUCAGCGAAGGGAAAGAUCAACCCCAGGUACAAAACAAGGAGGCAAAUUCUUUUUUAGAUAAUGCCGGCGCUCUUGGCACAAGUGCCGGCCUAACGGGCUCUGCGAUUGCCCUUGCGUAUCAAAAACUCACUGCAAAUGCCGCCCAUACUACGCCAGAGGCAGGUUUACAAGGAGAAGCAGAGGCAACUGAAAGGCGCCCCAACUCACCUGAUGAGACUGCACUCAUCGACCCCGAAAUCGUGGAGCGGGAAAUACGACCAGCCAUUGAUCCUACAUACGGUGAUUUGCUACCCUUGCCCCCGAGUAGAUCGAUCUCUCCGGUCCCUGACCUUGAUGAGGCGAUACCGCCCCUUCCAGAGAGUCGGCCUGGAACCCCUGAGGAUGAGCGAGAACGGCUUCUAUUAGCUCAGAAAUCUACUCAUAUCCGUCGUCGCAGCGAAACUCCACUCCGAGUGAAGACACCUAGCCAAAGUGCGAUUCCUCUUCAGUUUCGGCUAGCCCAAAGAACUACCCCGGCGUCUCCGGGCGUCCAGAAACCAUCUCCUUCAGCUUCCCCAAUCUCAGCGACACAGGAAACUGGUAGUGUUCCGAGGAGACCACGGCCUAUGUCUUGGGAAAGUACGAGGACGUUUAAGCCACUGCUCUUAGUAGAGAGAACAUCACGUGAGUCGGUCGUCACGCCGACUUCCCUUCAUGAAGAGAUAGAGCCAGGCGACAUUCAAGAUGAGCCUCAACAUGCAUCUUCGCCAACGAUUAGUCAUGCAGUAACUCCUCGUGAUGAUCUACAUGAUAGCAGUUUGGCACGAGAAGCAACGGCCAGAUCGCCGGAAUCACCUCAGUUACCUCCCCUGCAACCAGUAGAGAAGGCCGAGAGUCCCACCACAAUCCCUGAUCCUGUUGAUCCUGUAUCUAAGAAUCGGAGCUCCUAUCUUCUUUACUCGAGCCCACCAGGCCAUCAAAACUCCGAUAAUACUGAUGCACCCGAAGGCUCUCCCUCUUUAAGGGCUGCCAAACGACACAUGGCUCUCGGUGAAGUUAAAGAGGAUACUGUGGAUGACAUACCUGAGGAUUAUUUGUUAACGACGGCCGCAGAUGGUUUCGCUACAGAGGCAUUUGUUGAUGACGUUCUCGAAGAUGACGACAUCGAAUUUCUAGAAACACCGCCGGAAACUAAGAAUCGUAGUAUCUUAGAUUUGAUUCCUGUAGGAGUAUUCUCAGGACUUGGUAAGAGAGGAGCUACUACCGAAAUGGACACUCAACGUAAGGUGCCUAGUGAAGGUGUCCCUGUCGCUAUCAAGAAGGCUGAAGAGGGGAAGAGUGAGAAGGACGAUUUUCGUGAAAUCAAAUCACUGGCAAAAGCUUCAGCCGUCGAAGCAUCUGCGGAUCCAGAAGUACCCUUGAGCAGUAUUACCUUGGACUCUUCUGUCAAGAUGGGGGAAGAGGACGAUGCAAUUUCUUCGAUGAGGCUUUCCAAGAAAGGCAAGGAGAGGAGCCUAUCGCUUCCAGCGCAAGACGAGAAUACCACUGGGCCAUCACUCCCGGUGGAAGACACACAAGAUGAGUUUUUUGACGCUCCUACAGGACGGAUUGCAGAUGAGCUCCCAAUUGAAAAAGCCGAGUCUGAUAGCUUGAGUGGCUCUGUUGUGAUUCCUAACAAUGAAGUCGCUGAAAUAUCCGUCAAGGCACCUAAGGAACUGUCCCCCAAUUCUGCCACAGAAGCCGACGAAGCUGCUGUUGAAGCCCCUGCUCAAGAGACACUCGUCAAUAUUGCUAAAGAAAUCCCAGAGUUUUCGGUCGAACUCGGAUUCCAAGCACCUGCUGAAGCCUUGACUGAGGCCACACUUGAAACCCCUGUUAAAAGCCCAACUGAAGUUGAGUCCUCCACUCAAGCAGUCCACUCUGACGAACUGGCCAUCACUACGAAAAAGGGAAAGAAAAAGAAGAAGCGCAAGUCCCAGAUUCAAGAACUGGAAGCAGAAGAGAAGUCUUACUUGACCAUAUCUGAAGGUGAUGCUGUGGUCCCCGCAACCGGCGAAGACGCCAUAAUCGAAGGCUCUACUUCAACUCAUGAAGAAAUGGGCCCGGAAAUAGUAACGUCCCUAGCAACCCCAGAAACAACUAAGGACAAAACCGAAAAUAUAGCCUUUGCCCAGGAAGAAGCUACUGUUACUCCUAUUCUAGAUGCGACAACGCCAAACGAACAACGAUCCUUGGAUGUGGGCCAAGAUAAUUCAAACCCCGUGGAUAAGACUACAUCAGAGCAUAGCUUCGAGCACGUUCAAGUCUUGCCUAUCGAGGUUCAAGAUGUAUCGCACGAAACCAAAGAGGACUUUGCAGAUACACCUCCCUCAAAUGCCGCUGAAGAAGUGCCUGCUGCGACUUCGAUCAAAUCUAAGAAAAAGAAGAAGAAGAAGCAAUCCCAAACGUUUGCGCCGGAGCAGAACAUAUCUGCCGUGGUAGAUUCCCAGUCUCUCACCAACCUUGUAGGAGAAACUAAGCAGAGUGGAAAUGAGCUGCUCCCAUCAAAGCUUCCAGAGGAACCCGGUGCUGCGACUGAAGCAAUACCUCCAACUCCCACUAUGACGGUUGAUGCUGCUAGCCUACCAAUUGCUCCUACAGAGAUCAUCGAACCCUGCCCAAGUGCUACACCUGGUGAGCUUCACGAGCAGCCUGAUCCGACGUUGAAAGUCUCUCAACCGCCAAGUGACAUCAUGGGGCCUACAACAGGAGAGGAACCUAGUUCAGAAGAAAUAAAGUUCGAUAUCCAUGAAAUCGAAGGCGAGGCACGAAUACGAACUAGCGAACCGACUUUAAUGCCCUCAGAAGACCAGCGUGUGGACACUUCUCAUCCGCCGGAGCUGAGCAGCGCGCUUGAAGCGCAGCUGGAGGUCAACCCACUUCCCGUGGAAGAAGUAACCCAAACAGCGAAGUCUACUGAGCCAGAUGAACGUCCACUCGCCGAAACUGCCAAUGAAGAUUUGCAUGAUAUCUCACCCAAGUCACUUGAGGCAGCUGAGUCGUCAAAGGACCAACAGGAAGCUGCCGAUGACAGUCAGUUUUCGCCUUCAGAUCGAUUGACUGGCACUCAACCUUCUAAACCCCAGGACGAACCCGAAGAGCCAGGUGGUAAAAAGAAAAACAAAAAGAAUAAAAAGAAGAAACAGAGUGCCUUAGACUCAUCCGACCUUCAGGAAACGACUGAUACUCCACCUAAAGCUGAAGACGUGCAGGACCAGUCUAUGAAAGAUCAGUCGGCAGUGAGCCAAGUUCCUGAAACGCUUCAAGCACUGCAAGGUACAGACGUCGAUCCAAGUCAGGCAGAGGUUCCUUCUGGUGAUGUCUUGCCUGAAGCCGGUAAUUCAGCCUUGGAUUCAAAGGAGGUCACCGGCGAUGAAGAUAUUGCCAAACAGCUCGAUGCUAGCUCAACACAACAGCUAGAAGAACCAUCUAGACCUACAGAGGAAACAUCGGAAUUCCAUAGUGAAGGUGCUGUUGACUCAACGAAAUCUGCGAUGCCGUCUCAGCCGGAACCAACCGCAGGUGCCUCCUUCUCAGAGCCCGCCACGCCAACAAAGAAGGGCAAGAAAAAAGGGAAGAAGAAUCGGCAAAGUGCGGACCUGGGUGCUUUAGUAGAGACUCUAGGAUCAGAGUCCAGUCUGUUAGUUACUGCUGAUGGCGACUUACCAAUGGAAAAAGAGACUGCUGAAGUUGACCCAGAAGUAGAGGUUUUGAACAAGGAGAAACCAGAGAAUGACAAGAGGCGGGAUCCCACUCAGUUCGACCUAGACAAUAGCAGCGAGACCAUGCCGGAGACAACGGAUACUUCUAGUGCACAGCAAGAUACAAUCACUAUACCGCAACCUGAAGAAGUAUCACAUAUUGCGGUUGAACCAAUAGUCGACAAUGCUCGCCCUACUUCCCCAGAAGUGGUGAAUGCUACAGGAGAUGUGUCGCUGUCGCCGAAAAAAUCGAAGAAGAAAUCGAAGCGACCGAGUUUGGCUCUGGCGGAAGACGACGAUACAUCUGAUCUCCCUGGGCCAAUUCCGGAAUCUGUGUCUCAUUUCAAGGAAGCCUCUCAUAUACCGGAACAAGUUCAAGAUGAUGAUGCCGAUGUCAGUUCCACUUCGACAUAUCCCAAAAAAUCAAAGAAGGACAAGAAAAAGAAGCGCCAAAGUGUUCAGUUUGUAGAGCCGAUCGAGGAGUCACGGGAAACACCCAAAGAGGACACAAAUAUAUUUGCUAUGCCUGAAGUGACAGCCGAGCUGAAAGAAUUACCUUUGGACACUUCUAGUCAAGUAACAACUCCCGCGGAGUCAGCAACUUCCCCGGUGGAAGUAUCGCGCAACCUUGGUGAAGACGACAACGGUCAUCUAUUUCAGGAAUCAACUGAAAUACCGUCUCUAGGCCUUGACUCGUCUUUUGUCCCAUUACCAGCUGAUGGAGAUGCUGGUACGGACCUGCUUCACGAUGUGUCCACUCACUCCACCCCCCAAAUUGUUCAGCUCGAGGAGAAUCAGAUGUCAGAACAACAAGAACACGAAGAAGCAGGGAGUGCAGGCCGGGGUCUCGAAUCAGAGGAACAAAAGCAUAUUGAUGCUUCGGUGCCUAUUGAAUCUCAAAGGGAAGGUGACACCCACAAAUCCAUCGAAGCCCAGGUUGAGAUGAUGCAGCCAGAUACUAUAUCUAAUGUCCCAGUUGAAACGGAUAGCCUAAUGGUUGCAGAGGACAAACCCCCAGCCGAGGCCAUGCCAGUAGUUGAGGAAUCUGUUUCAGCCACCACCAACAAUGAAGGUUCUGUAGUGUCCAAGAAAAGUAAAAAAGAGAAGAAGAAGCGCAAAGGAAAGUCACAGGAGAAUCAAGAGUCUAUCUCUGAUGCUACACCCAAGGCAGAGAACCAGAAAACCCCCGAAGUUCCUUCAGCAAAUACAACUGAGACUGAGCAAGGUGAGCCAGCAGAAUCUAAAGAUCAGGCCCUUGCCGGCGAAACAGUUGUUGACGAACCACGCCCUGAAGAGAGAAUAGUCGGUGCACCAAUUAUCGAAGAACCAGUCAAUGAACCAGCGGGCAUUGAUGAGCCCGCAACUGAAGAGCUCAUUGUCAGAGAGACACUCAGUGAAGAACCAAUUAGUGACAAAACGGACAGUGACAAAUCAAUUGUCAAGGAGCCUAUCCUUGAAGGAACGAUUGUCGACCGCUCAUCUGUUCAAGCACCAGUCGUUGGGGAAUCUAUCGAUGACAAGUUAGCUAUGGAAUCAACGGUGGACGAGACCGCCCCUGAUCUUGCAACGAAGAAAAGCAAAAAGAGUAAGAAAAAGGCCAAGAAGAAUAGCAAGAUCAUGGAAGAUGAACCAACUCGAAUCUCCGAUUUGACCCUGAGUUCUGUUGUCGAUGAUGGGGCGACGAGUCGAGAGUACACAAUAGACCCGCCCCAAUCUGCUGCACAGGAAGGAACUGAGGAUCUCCCGAAGUCACCCAAUAAGUCGAUUCUGCCCAUGGGUGACCAGGAAGUGCCAUUAGAAGCGUCUUCCAUCACUUUACCCUCUGCACUGACCGAUCAGAGUCAAUCAGGCCAAGAUAAUCAAACUGAGAACACGGGGAUGCCUUGGGUGGACGAAACAACUCUCACAGAACCCGUCGCAAGUAAUAUCAACGCUGUUGAGCCAUCAGUAUUAACCGUUCCAGAACCAGCGCAGCUUUUAGAUGCGCUGGUUACCGAGGCACAGUCUGAGCCCAUCGUCCCUGGCAAGUCCAAGAAAGAUAAGAAAAAGAAGAAACGAGAUAGCCAGCUUUCGGAAAACGAAAAUACCGAGCCCGUGGUUGAUGUUGUAAACCCCACUGGGAUAAUUGAGCAGACGACAGCCGCGUUGUUGCCAGGCACCCCAGAAAAUACUGUAUUGGCUGAUUGCUCCGAACCACAAAUCCAGAAAGUAGAUUCUCCUCUUGAACACGAACCAGUCUCUGUGGUACCAACCAUAUCAAUCGAGCCUGAAAGUUCUACUAACCCGUUGAUGCCUGUGGAGCAGUCUUCGGAGCAGCCACCUACCGAUGGCAGAGUAAUUUCGGAGGUUACUGAGAAGUCUUUGGCUGUGGAGACUGAGGGAGACAAAACAGAACAGGGGAAUCCGCCUGGUGAAGAACCGUUUUCCCAGAAGCCGGGGGAACAAGCUGUAGAUGAACACGUCGCAGUCCAACUAAGUGAAGGGAGUAGUUCAACCGUAUUACCACCGCCCGCAGAGUCGAAUGGUGAUGAUACGGGUAAGUCAGCCUCCGACAAAAAGACCAAAAAAGACAAGAAAGACAAGAAAAAGAAGAAAAAGAAGCAGGACACACCAGCCGACGAGGAGGCUCGUUUGGCAUCUACUGAACCUACACAACCCGCUUCUGAUCUUCAAGAACAGAAUGACAUCAAUCUUUCCACGGAGCCUGGCAUUACCAUCACUACUGACGUACCACUCAAGUCUCACGACAACCUAGUCGAGGUGACUAAUCUCGAUGAUAUGUCUAGCCAUACUACAGCUGAACCGAGUAACGAAGAGAAGCAGAGAGAGAAGCAAACUAGUUUGGCGAACGUCGAGAUUUCUUCAGAGCCACAGCCAGCACCUAUACAAAGCGUCUCUGCCGACCAAGAGGAAACUCACUUUGACUUCCCACAAAGGCUCGAAAAGCCACUCGCCGAGGAACUUCCCAAGAUAGAAGAUACUCAAAACAUUCAGUCUCCCCUAACCGAGACCAAGGAAGAGAAAAACGCCACCGAUGAGGGAGAAGAGAUGCCACGUGAAGAAGAAAAAGAACUUGCAGAUCCUAAGCCGGAUGAGACGGAACAACCUGACAUUUCGAAUGCCAUCCCUUUUGAGGCCGCUGAAAACUCUAUCACAGUUGCGGGUGACUCUAAACAUUUAGUUGCCACGCACAGUGAAACUAUCCCAGAAGCCAGCUUCAUCUCCAAGGAUGACGACGCCUCAAAAGCCGAAAAUGCCACUGUCGAUGACGAUGUAUCCCAAGACAACAGUGCCCCUGGGACUGGGGAUAGCCUUCAUGAUGCAGGUGCUACUCAAAGCGAUGUCGUUGCUCAAGCACAGAGUGGUCGUCAGGAUGAGGGCGCCAGUCAAGGCCAGCCUCUUGAGAGUGAGCAUACUAUUAAGGAAGAGACUACGCUUGACCCUGAAUCUCUCACUCAUAACCAGCCUUUGGAUGACCCACCCCCAACGAAGAAAGGCAAGAAGAACAAGAAGAAGAAGAAGCAGUCUGUUUCCCAGAUUGAGGAGCUCUCCGAGGACAUUCGAGCUAAGGAUGCUUCUUCGUCAGUAACUACCGAUGUUGUUGAACCCGCUGAGGAUAAGACACCACUGUCAGCAUCUGCACCUCAUAAUGAGGUCGACCCGAUAGAACCUGGACCAGAAAUGACGGAUAUCUCUAGAGAUGACGGAGUCUCUGCGGACCAACUGGCUGAUGACUUAGCUGCGAGGGCGGAUGCUCUUCUGACUGAGCCUUUGGCUUCCGAGUCUUCGAAUGAGAUUGGCCUCACUGAUCCUGCUCCAAUAGAGAAUGAUGAGAAGGGCACUUCCAGUAACGAGCUUUCCGAGGAAGGGCUAGCCGGAGAGUCAGCUGCUGGUACAAUUGAUGCUUCAGUGAACGAUCCGCUAAUUCCUAAGUCUUCGAACGAGGAUAGCCCUAUCCUGCCUACUACGAAGAAUAGCAGAAAGGACAAGAAAAAGAAAAAGCAAGCUACAUCGCAGGAAGAUGAAUCAGCUCAGCAGGCACCACCUGCAGAAGCUUCACCUAAAAUACAAGAGCCGACAGUACAGCUAGAGCUACCACAGGAAGAUAUAUCGCAAGGAUCCUCGCCAAACGAUGACAUAUCCAAGGAAGUGCAGCCCGAGAACGAACAAGUCCAAAUGGAGGUGUCUCACACUAUUGAGGAUACACUUAGCCCAGAAGAGUCAAAAGAGACCGAACUUCCGACCGAGGUAAAGCGCACGUCCUCUUCAGAACCUGCCACUGUUAUCGAACUAGAGGCACAGACAAGAGAUGAAACAAUCAAAAGUGAUAACCCUCCAAAUGACGAAGUCUUAGACCCCAGCCCUCCCAAGAAGAGCAAAAAGGACAGAAAGAAAAAGAAGAAAACCAGUUCCUUGGAUCCUGAGGCCCCGCUACGGGCGGAGUCAUCACAACCUGAAGGCGACCAAGCACCUGAAGUUGCAGAGUCUGUUCUUCAAGCCAAAUCAUUACAGGAAGCUGAAGCCCCUCCAGGCGCUGGCCCUCACAAUGUCCAGGAUGGCGACCUAGUCCAUUUGACUCCAGCUGAGAAGAGCAAGGGCGAGAAAGAACAGCCACCACUAGAAGCACAAUCAACUCAAGACACUGUUGAACGCUCAGCUGAAUUUGCUCUCAUUGACCACCCUGGCGCAAGUCAACCCAUUGAAGCCUCUCUCCCUAAUGUAUCGGGGAUGGCAGAAGUUAUGGAGCCCUCGGCUACUGAAGAUGUCCAGCUGCAAUCAAGUCAAGACCCCGAGGUAUCACAAACGUCAUUAGCUGAAGCCUCGCAAAAUGACGGACUAUUUGGAACUACGCCUAGUGUAAAGAGCAAGAAAAGUAAGAAAAAGAAACGCGCCAACACUAUAGAAGCUGAGCCCGAGCCCAAAGUAGAUUCAAAAGACGAGAUAGAAUCGAGCGCUUGGCCUACUGAGACUCUUGAGUUGCCAGAGGGUCAGAAUGUUGUCCUAUCAAAAGAAGAGUCAAGUAUGCAAGCUACGGACGCCCAGGGCACUGUAUCCGAGACAAAUAAGGCUCUCCAUCAUGAAUCAAUAGCAAACUCAACCGUUGAUUUUGAUACUAGCGCUCAAGCGUUGGACACAGCUUCCAGGAAAGAGACAAGCUCUUUGAAGCCCGAGGAGGCGAGAGAGUUGACUACUGAGCUUAAGGCCAGUGAAGCUCCGACGGAAACUGUUGCCGGAAGUGCAACAGAAGCUACAUUUCCUAAAGAUCAACAGACUACAACCCAGGUUAUCGAGAACGAGCCACUUGAAGAGGUAGCGUUAGAUACAGCACCGGCAAUUGGUAAUCUCGACUCGCCACCAUUGCAGAGAACAGAGACUGUACAGCUAGAGGAAACAACCCCCGCGGUGAAUGAUGAAACGGAAACCGUACCGAGUAAGAAGUCGAAGAAGGAUAAGAAGAAGAAGAAGCGAGCCAGCCAGGUCAGCUGGGAACUAGGACCAGAGGCUGAGAUUGAGGAUCUACCGGAACAGCAGCAGUCAGAGCGGACUUUUGACGAACAGCCAACGACGACUGACAGUACGGACAUGCGUGACAGUGGCAAACCAGCGGAAGACCUGUUUUCCGAGUUAAAGUCAGAAAAGGUUUCUAAGAAUCAGCGUCUAAGCCAAAUGGAUUGGGAACUGGAACCAAACAGUGGAAUAGCAAUCGAAGAGCUAAAACCCUUGCCCUCCACAGAACAGGGACAACACGACGACAUGCUGCUUGAUCAUCAAUCUCUUGCCGGGGACACAGAAACGAGCUUAAAACACUCUAUCAACCUUGACGACACUUUCCUUGAAACCGCCUCUAGCAAAAAGUCGAAUAAGAAAAAGAAAGCCAGCCAACCAGAUGGUGAUACCGAAACUCCAACCCCCGUUACGUCAGCAUCAGCAACGGAUCAACUACUCGUCGAUAAAACCACAAGAGAUAAAGGUCUUGAGCUGAUUGACACUCUAUCGGCUGCAGCUGCAGAACCAGUGCAAUUUGAAGUGAGCGCAGACUUUCUUCCCCAUGAGAUUGACUCAGAGUCUAAAAUAGACAAGCACAAGGCGAAGAAGCAAUCGAUUGCAAAAACUCAUGAUCCUGAACCUGUUGCCAAAGAAGACCCUGGAGACCUUGGAGAAAGCACAAAAACUAGCGAUGAUAUCGAUGCUUCUGAGCACCCAUUUCCAGUCCAAGAUAUCCCUGAUGCUUUUCAACCGCCUAGUGUUCCCUCUGAGCAAGACUCAGCCAAAGAGAAAUCUCGUGAUCUCUUUGCUGACGAAAUGCAGCCACCAGUCAGCCAACCUCACGACGACGAUUUAAGCCAGAGCCUGCCUGUAAUGACUAAUAUUACUGAAGAUGGGUCAACCAAUACAGAUACAAUCCCUCCGCAUGACAAGUCAUCUGACACGCAGAAUGCAAUGAUACCCCCCAGCUUGCUAGAAGGGGACUUCAAAGAGAUAGCUAGAAUGAGCCAAGCUGACGAAGUGGCUGAUAGAAGCGGCAGUUCUCAGGACAUACCCCAAGGGAUUCCCGAGCCUCCGAUCAAGACAUCUAGAAAAGAGAAAAGAAAGGCAAAGAACGCCCAAGCACUAGGCGUCUCUGCCGCGGUCUCUAGUGUAAACCCUGGGGUCAACUUUCAAUCGUGGGAUUGGUCUAACAUUGACAAUAAGACACAGCCCGAGACUCGUGUUCCCGAAACAGUCUCAGCUCAGGGAGAUCUUCCCCAGACAGAAUCUCAAGCAAUUAUGCAGCCAAGUCACGAGACUGAAGUACCAACCCAGCAGGGGCAGGAACGAGAACCAAAUUUAGAUUAUCUUGGUAGCACUCAGCCAGCAACAGGUGAACCUAAACCUGAAAUUGAAUCUCAACCCAAGCCCGAGUUCCAAGUUGAACCUGAAACCCCCCCUAUCUCUCGAAAGAAGCUAAAAAGGGACAAAAAGAAGAAAGAAAUCAGUCAAUCAGAGUCAAACCAAUCCUCCGAGUCGCGAACUUCGCGAGCACAAGAAUCUGUAGAUGGUAGCGAGUCACACGCCGUAGUUCUCGAGUCAUCAUCUCGAGAUACCGAAGUUAUGGAUCCGCAGGACGAUGGUAGGGCCUCGUCCGGUAAAAAGAAGAGCAAGAAGGAUAAGAAACGUGGCAAAUCACUCGUGGAAGACACUCUUUCAGAAUCACAGACUAUAAUCGAUGGGCCUCAAAACGUGGCACCCCCCCAGCAGCCGAGUGUCAAUGAAUCUCUACACGAAGAAGGCGAAAAUCUUAAAACGCAAAAUUCCUCCACAACCCAAGUACCCAUCCAACCACAGGACCAGCCUGUUAUCACCAGCGAUGAAGCGGUGGAAAUGUCACGGAACGUAAUAGAUGCUCUCGAGGCCAGUGCAUCAGCGGGUUUCGAGCAGCGACCGCGGACUCCUCCACCAGAUGACCAAGCCCGUAUUAUCGUAGAUAUGUCUCCGGCACAACUGAGUAGCCACAUCGAACAUGACCGUCCUUUCGAUCAAUCAACUCAGCCAGACAAAAAAAUACGUACUCGUCUUGUAGAAGAUGAUACAAUUCUGACGGAACCUCUUUCUGCCAUUAUGCCUGGACCGUUGGCUCCUAUCUCUGAAGUAUUGAAUACCCAGUCCAGAGGUGCAGUGGCUGGAGAUAUUCCUUCAGUACUGGAGGUACCUAUCGAACCUGAACCCAUGCAGGUCAAUGAUCCUCAAACGAGUUCUAAAGAGAAGGAAAUCGAAAAUCCGGUUUUGGUUCACAACGACAACAGAUCAGCGCUGGAAGAAUCCCCUAUAAAGAAGUCUGAUAGAAAAAAGAAGAGGAAGAAAGGCCAAGUUGACGAGGAUCAAAGCGCUGGCACAGCAAUUGGAGCUGGUGUUGAAGUUGGAGUCGUCGAACUGGCAGAGCAACUUGGUGAACCGAAGGAGGUAGUAGCGGAGAAAAGGUCAAAACAUGUUGAGGAGAGGAAACAAAAUGACGACCAGACAUCCGUGCACAAGACACCAGAAGAAUCUAGACUAGAUACUGAUCCUAGUGUCUCCAGGACUGAACCGAGUACUUGGGCAGAAGGACAGACUAGCGAAACGCCUCGAGAAGUAGUUAGCCCUGCAGAAGAUCGGAAAGUGGUUGAACUUACCAAUCUGGAAUAUCCUGAUAUAGUCGGUACCAUUGUUGAGAACACAACAAGCCCCGGCGAAGUCGUAUCUGAGCUUUCAAAGCCGUCUACUGUGGAUGACGCUGGUACACAGAAAAAACACACCAGCGUAGUCGAUGCCCAAGACAAUUUGGACCGGAAUACAUCAGAACAGAUGAAAACCUAUCAUCAAUCACCCCUACAUGCUGAGGCGAGGGAUGCACGCGAAGAAUCUACCCUACCUCUACAACCCCCACCACGAACGCCUAGUGCAUUAGACUACCCUCGAAGCUUACCGCCUGUCGAAGAGGAGACUCGUGAGGACCUUGAAAAGGAGUUACGAUUGGGGGUUGAAAACAAAAUCCAUACAGAGCUAGAAGCAAACAGGGAUAGCGGGUUCAUUACCAGCUCUCCAAAUCCUCAACGACAUAGUCUUGAUCUUGAUGAUGCAGGCCAACGCGACAGUGGCGUUCACAUGCGUGACUGGACAGCAGCGACUCCAUCGAACCCUGGUGUGAAAACAGUGGGCUCUGAGGAGAGCAACACCCGAAUAGCGCCGGAUGUCAUUGAUAAAGACAACAACAGCUCACAAACACCGCAACCGCAUGAGCGACGUUCACGACGAUCCCUAUUUGACAACGAAACGCCAAAGCUGGACACACCUACACAAGGCAGAGGAUGGGAGCGAGGCAACACACCAGAGAAGCCAGCUGAAGACGAGCCGCUGAAGCGGACGACGACGACACCGUCAACAUUACGAGCAGCGAAAUACCAAGAGCUCACAUCCUCCAGAGACGCCAGCGCGGCUCUGCAAGGACACACACCGCAGCACCAAACACCAAGAAGCGUUUCGGACAACACCAGCAUGCACGAUGUCAAGCGACAAUCGACACCGCUGAUGGAAAGCGCGGCUCGACGAUCGACGUCGAACACGGGCAUCUCACGGCUUCGGACACCAGAGCUGGCCAAGUUUCGGACUGAGAGCCCUAGCAGCCACAGCGUGCACAGCGUCCGGAGCAUCCGCAGCCUGCGGUCAUCGGGCGCCAACACACCCCCCCUUCUGCGACGGGUGGAUCGGCGAAUGAGCGGUGACCUGCGAUCCCUGAGCCACAGCUCCCCCACUCCCAGCCUCCACAGCUCCACCUCGGCCAGGAACAAAGACACCGACAGAGACACCGCCAAAGAUGCUGCUGCUUCCUCUGACCGCCACGCUCUCCCAAGCACCAUCACCCCCAUUGCCAACGAAGGCCGUGUCCGCGCUAAGGACAUGACCGACGUCUAUGAUGGCUAUGGCGAGGGCCGCAUCGGAUCCCCGCGGUCACCCACCCGACCCCCCAGCAUGCGUCGUCGACAGAGCAUGCAAGUCCUCGAGCUUGAGGCCAGAGUCGAGCAACUUCUCGCCGAAAAUCGUGCCCUUGCUGAUGCCCGGACCCAGGCCGAGCAGAGUCUGAGCUAUCGCAACACGUCGGCCAUUACCGAUCGUGACGCCGAGAUCGAAAGCCUCAAAGCCUCGCUGCAAUGGCUGCAAAAUGAGGUCACCCGACUGACCGAGGUCAACGAGGGUCUGCAGAGCGCCAACAGCCUCCUCGCCCUGCAGCACAAUGAAAAGUAUACCCGGCUUGAAUCACAACACACCACGGCCACUCGAGAAUUGGAGGAACAUCGCGGUGCCAAGGACCAAUUCACCCAGACUAUACAAGCCAAAGAUGCCGAGAUCCAAGAGCUCCGCAAUCAGCUAGAAGCCACCAAGGAGCAGAUUCGGGAAAUGAAGCAGCAGAUCCUUGCAACCAAGCCUCCUGAUGCUGACUUCCUUCGCCUCAAGGAUGAGGAUCACUUCGAUCACCGGUGCCAGCAGUUAUGUUCGCAUGUGCAACAAUGGGUCCUCCGCUUCUCCAAGUUCUCUGACAUGCGGGCUUGCCGACUUACGAGCGAGAUCAAUGACGAGAAGAUCAUCGACAGAUUGGACAAUACAAUAUUAGACGGUUCAGAUGUCGAUGACUAUCUGAGCGAUCGGGUCGCCCGCCGCGAUAUUUUCAUGUCCAUGACUAUGAACAUGAUUUGGGAGUUUGUCUUCACCCGUUACCUUUUUGGUAUGGAUCGAGAACAGAGACAGAAACUCAAGUCACUCGAGAAAAUUCUGACCGACGUUGGGCCAACCCAUGCUGUCCGCCAAUGGCGCGCCAUCACCCUAACACUCCUCUCCAGGCGCCCUGCCUUCGGCGACCAGCGCAAUCAAGAUACCGAAGCAGUGGUGCAAGCCAUUCUUCAAACACUCUCCAUGAUUCUACCACCGCCAUCCAACUUGGAAUCUCAGAUUCAAUCCCAACUACGCCGCGUUAUGCGCGAAGCUGUCGACCUAUCAAUCGAAAUGCGCACACAACGAGCAGAAUUCAUGAUGCUCCCACCACUACAACCGGAGUAUGACGCCAACGGCGAACUCACGCAGACAGUAACAUUCAAUGCAGCGCUUAUGCACGAGCGAUCAGGUGAUUCGUCCACCACAGACGAGGCGUACGAGGCCCAGGGCGCCGUUGUCCGCUGCGUACUCUUCCCUCUUGUCGUCAAGAAGGGCGAUGAUAAUGGCAUUGGGGACGAUGAGAUUGUCGUUUCUCCUGCCCAAGUGCUUGUGGCCAAGCCGCGACGUUCUGCAAUCAGAAUGGUGACUCCAUCGUCCGACGCGGGCGGUGCUUCUCUAUUGAAUUACGGGGCACCUUCAAACAUAUCAGCAACUAUGCCUGAUGCCCCUUUGACCCCAGAGUAUACCUAGUGAGGUUAUUAUGGACCUGACAAAACAAGGCAGAAAACUACAGAGUGAAUAAUUGGAGCAUCACGAUGUGGAUGUUUCCUUGGAGGAAAAAAAAAAACUUUCGACUUCAUACUUUUUUUUUCUAAUCUUGAUGGCCGGCGUAUUGAUGGCGUAUUGGGCUUGGAAUUUGAUUGAUUGAUACCUAGGCGGAGUUCAGGAAUGCCUUUUAUUCUCUGUCUAUGUUCACAUUUGUCCUUGCAUGUCAUGACUUGACUUGUUGGUUCUUGAGAGCAUCGGGAUUAUUAUGAGCUAUGACACCGACCAGUCCGGUCAUAUUUGUAAUUCAUUAGGCAAAAUAAAAAGAAACUUCUGGUUUCGGUUAUGAAACAUGAGGGAGUCCCUAGAGUAUGUGCUAUUUACGUAUUCAGAAGUGAUGAUCAGAAAGCAAUGACAGAAGGCGAAACCCAGACUUUAAUAACAACAACAACCCGAUGCGACCGAUCUAGUGUGGUAUAAGCCACCUAGGUUUUUGAUACUCCUAAGGUCAAAUCCCCCCACCUUUCCUCAAUACAGGGUCUUCGAACUUUAGAUUAGUCUUGACAGCGGUUUAUCAUUUUGGCCAUAUACAUUACACGGCAUCAUG